AUGAACUCCAUGCUGAUCCUGCAGCUGAUUUUGCUAGGUCCUGCUGCUGCUGCUGGCUGCAAUAGGGAUGCUGACAGGCCACUCAUCCUGGCUAAAAUCAAGGCACAUUUCCUGGACUUUCUUGGUCCUGUCCCCCCAAAUGAAAGGUUCCAAGGGGGACAAAGGGGGCUCCACAGGCGGCAUACCUUGGACACAGCAGUGACUCGCAGCUUGGAGGAAGAAGACAUCUCCCAAGUGAUUGCUUUCCCAACCCAAGAGGUAUCCUGUGAGCCACUUCAGCCAGAUGAGCUUCCAGAGGAUGAGGGAGUUUUCACCCACAUUUUUCAACCCUCAAUACAUAUCCUGAGUCGUGAGGUGACAGCAGCCCAGCUGUGGUUUUACACGGGCCCUGUGAUUGUUCAGAACAGCCCCUUAGAAGCUGCCUCCAACAACUCCUUCCCAGAGAUAUUGACGCUCUCUGAAGAAGGCCAGGUUCCUCUAGCCACCAGGGCCAUGCCAGCUCCUGAGGGCUGGACUGUCUUUCAUUUUAGAAGAUCCUUCUUCCAUUACCUUUCCCAGAAUGUAUUUGUGCUCUUCAUCCGUUGCCUAGGCUGCCCCUGUGUGGCCGAUGCUGAAAAAAUGCCUUUCCUUGUGGCAACCACCAAACCCAAAACACAGGACCGGGCCCGGCGUUCCUCAAAAGAAAACUUUCUAGCUAAUCUCACUUUGUUCCAGCAUAAUGUUAUGCCCCAUGACAACUGCCACCGCACCUCCAUCAACAUCUCUUUUGAAGAACUAGGGUGGGACAAUUGGAUCGUCCAUCCUAGCAGCUUUAUGUUUUAUUACUGUCAUGGAAACUGUUCUGGCAUCCAGACUUUGAUUCCCAACUCCCAAAAUUGCUGUGCUGCCUUGCCAAGCACAAUGCAGUCUCUGAGAGUUCGCACCACCUCCGACGGUGGCUACUCCUUCAAGUAUGAGACAGUGCCCAACAUCAUCACCCAGGACUGUGUCUGCAUGUAA
This is a messenger RNA of Thamnophis elegans (Western terrestrial garter snake), 999 nucleotides long. It is a transcript of the gene INHA, whose product is annotated as inhibin subunit alpha. Gene Ontology annotation, molecular function: cytokine activity; growth factor activity. Gene Ontology annotation, biological process: SMAD protein signal transduction. Gene Ontology annotation, cellular component: extracellular region. The transcript is spliced from 2 exons. NCBI's taxonomy places the organism in Eukaryota, Metazoa, Chordata, Lepidosauria, Squamata, Natricidae. The record is from RefSeq and is a predicted model, not a curated record. The coding region runs from base 1 to 999 and encodes 332 amino acids.